AUGCCGGAGAAUCCGUCGUCUCGUUCAGGCCUCGAAGUUGACCUCGAGCAUCAGAAACUACAAGUAACGCAUUCCCACCUCGUACGAGAUAGCCAGAAUGGACGCCGCUACCAUGCGUUUCGCGAGGGAGCAUAUACCCUGAUGAAAUUCAGCGAAUAUCCUUCUGCGCAGAUUAUCGGCACGGAUCUGAGUCCGAUACAACCACAAUGGGUCCCCCCAAACUGCACAUUCGAAAUCGACGACUACGAAACCGAAUGGGUCUACACGCGUCCCUUCGACUUUAUCCACGGCCGCGAGCUGGCCGGGUUCGUCGCGGACUACGGCCGCCUGUUCAGCCGCGCGUUCAAGCACCUGAAGCCGGGCGGGUAUUUCGAGAUCCAGACGGUCAACCCGACGGUUUUCUCCGAUGACGACAGUCUCGAAAAGGCCAAGAAUCUCCGGCACUGGGUGGCGGAGAUGCACAAGGCCAGCGAGCAGUUUGGCAAGAGCAUGACCGUGGUAGAGACGUGGAAGGACGAGCUGAUCAAGGCUGGGUUUGAGGAUGUUCAUCGCGAGGUUAUUAAGUUCCCAAUCGGCCCCUGGGCCAAAGACAAGAAGCUCAAGGAGAUCGGAAAAUAUCACCAGGCGCAGGUGAUAGACGCGAUAGGCUCGUAUACCCCAGCCCUUUUCACGCGGAUUCUGGGCUACACCAGGGAGGAGGCCGAGGUUCUCUGUGUGGCGGUGCGCAACGAGAUCAGGGACCGGACUCUGCAUCUCUACCAGGAGGCGCAUUUCGUGUAUGGGAGAAAGCCUGAAGCGAAGUCUUGA
Rasamsonia emersonii CBS 393.64 is the source of this 807-nucleotide messenger RNA. RefSeq names its product TAM domain methyltransferase. The coding region runs from base 1 to 807 and encodes 268 amino acids. The transcript is spliced from 8 exons. Lineage: Eukaryota; Fungi; Ascomycota; Eurotiomycetes; Eurotiales; Trichocomaceae. The record is from RefSeq and is a predicted model, not a curated record.